ACACACAACUUGCAACUAGCAAGUCUCUCCAACUAAGAUUCCGCUUCUUUGGUAUCACCACCACCACCAUUUCAUCUACAACUUCACCACAAAAUAUUAUAUCAAAAUAUAUCAAUAAUUAUGCCUGAAGAAGUAGUAGAACAACAUGAUAACAGAUUCAACAGUAUGUUUACAAUGGAUCUAGACCUUGAUGGUUCUUGGACUUUUGAUCAGAUAUUCUUCUCUGACCCUUCACCACCCUCGUUUAUUUUAUCAGCAGCAGCUGACCAAACUUAUUCUCCUUUGUGGGCUUUUUCUGAUGAUAACGCUAACGUCAACGACAGUGAUGGUAGACUGGCUGGAAGUGCCACGUGGACAUGUUCUGGAGUUGUUUCAGACACAUGUAACCCUGCUCAAGUAACCAGAAAACCAUCAAACAACGAUCUAAAAAGGCGGCUACCAAUGCCAACUUUGGAAGUGAACACAUUCGAAUAUCAAGAUGCAACAUGUAUAAUCAAGGAACGGAUGACAAUGGCACUUCGUUACUUUAUAGAAUUGGGUGAAAAGCAUGUCCUCGCUCAAGUCUGGGCUCCGGUUAAGAACAAGGGCCGUACUGUCCUCACAACAUCUGGUCAACCUUUUGUUCUUGACCCAAACUGCACCGGGCUUCAUCAGUACAGAAUGGCUUCUUUGAUGUACACGUUCUCACUUGAUGACGAAACUGAUGGAGUUCUUGGGCUUCCAGGUCGGGUUUUUAAACAUAAGCUUCCAGAAUGGACUCCGAAUGUUCAGUUUUAUUCGGAUAAAGAAUACCAACGGCUUAAUUAUGCUUUGAGUUAUAACGUUCGUGGAACCUUGGCUUUGCCUGUGUUUGAACCUUUGGGGCAAUCGUGUGUUGGUGUGCUUGAGUUGAUAUUGACUUCGCAGAAAAUAAAUUAUGCUUCGGAGGUUGAUAAAGUCUGCAAAGCACUCGAGGCGGUAAAUUUAAAAAGUUCAAAUAUAUUGGAUUCUCCGAAUACUCAGAUAUGUAAUGAAAGUCGACAACAAGCCUUAGCCGAAAUCCUGGAGGUAAUCACAGCAGUUUGCGAGACUUAUAAUUUCCCGUUGGCUCAAACGUGGGUCCCAUGCAGACACCGAAGUGUCCUAGCCUAUGGUGGUGGGUUGAAGAAAAGUUGCAGUAGUUUCGAUGGAAGUUGUAUGGGUCAAGUAUGCAUGUCAACGACUGAUGUAGCGUUUUACGUUGUUGACGCUCACAUGUGGGGAUUUCGUGAGGCGUGUGCUGAACAUCACCUACAAAAGGGUCAAGGGGUAGCUGGACGGGCUUUUGUGACUCGUAGUUCGUGUUUUUGCGAAAAUAUAACGCAUUUUGGCAAAACAGAAUACCCGUUGGUGCAUUAUGCACGUUUGUUCGGGUUAGUUGGAUCUUUUGCGAUUUGUUUGAAAAGUAGCCACACGGGUGAUGAUGAUUAUAUACUGGAGUUCUUUCUUCCUCCGAAUAUGGUUGACUGUAAAGAUCAACAAACGAUGUUGGGAUCGUUGUUGACUUCAAUGAAGCAGCAUUUUCGUAGUCUUAAGGUUGCUAACGGUGAAGAAAUAGGGGAAGACGGUAGAUUUGUUGAAAGUAUUAAAGCGUCUGUGAAUGGUGAUGCUAUUGAUUCAGGCAUAUCUGAAUCUGGAAUAUCUAAUGGAGGGCCGUUGAUUAUGGGACCAAAUGCAAUCAAUGGAAAUUAUGGUAAAUCGGUUGAAACAAACAAAAAAUCAGAAAAGAAACGAGGGAAAGCGGAGAAAUCGAUUAGUUUCGAGGUUCUUCAACAACAUUUUGCUGGAAGUCUUAAAGACGCUGCAAAGAAUCUCGGUGUUUGCCCAACUACAAUGAAACGAAUAUGCCGACAACAUGGGAUCUCAAGAUGGCCAUCUCGUAAGAUUAACAAGGUUAACCGCUCGCUUACAAAGCUAAAACGAGUGAUUGAGUCGGUACAAGGUGGUGAAGGAACGUUCACUCUUCCUUCGUUGACAGCCACCCAACUCCCACUUGGCGUUGACUCCCCAUUUUCGCCAACGGCUCCAAAUGGUUCACCAACUAACCAACACGGCUCACCAUGGUCCAAACCAUUUGACCAUUGUCCAAAGAACAAUCAAGGUCCAACCAUUCAAACAUCUGGCAGCCGAGAAACCAGUAUCGGUAGUCCAAAUUCUCAAAGAUCCUGCCAAGAAGAAACCGCAAAACCAUUUAGAGGAAUGUUAACCGCGGAUGCCGGAAGCUCACAUGAUUUAACAAGCCUUUGUCCAGUCACAGAGCCUCUUGAAAAGGUACAAGAACUUGCUCCAAAUGCACAACCUUUCACAGCCAGGCCGGAAACAAAAACAAUAACGAUAAAGGCGAGUUACAAAGAAGAUAUAAUCAGGUUUCGUUUGGCUGCAAACUCGGGUAUAUUCACACUGAAAGAAGAAGUUGCAAAGAGGCUGAAGUUGGAUGUGGGUACAUUCGAUGUAAAGUAUCUUGAUGAUGAUCAUGAAUGGGUUUUAAUAGCGUGUGAUGCAGAUUUACAAGAAUGUGUUGACUUGUCCGGGUGCAACAUAAUUAGGCUUUCGGUUCAUGAUUUGUCGACAAAUUUUGGGAGCUCGUGUGAGAGUUCAGGUUAGUUGUAAGUGUUGGAAUGUUAGGAUUUGUAGGAUAUUGUUAAGUUGUAGAUUUUUGGGUUCAUAGAAACAGGACCAAAUUACAGGAGGAAUUUUCCCCUAUUUUUGUUGUAUAAGAUAUAAUGGAAUUGUCAAAAGUGUUAAUUGUAUAUUGACUUUUUCUUUGUUUUCCAAA
Molecule: messenger RNA, 2794 nt
Organism: Helianthus annuus (common sunflower)
Lineage: Eukaryota; Viridiplantae; Streptophyta; Magnoliopsida; Asterales; Asteraceae
Product: protein NLP7
Exons: 6
Coding region: 121-2622 (833 amino acids)
Molecular function (GO): DNA-binding transcription factor activity; protein binding
Source: RefSeq, a predicted model, not a curated record